Diospyros lotus (date-plum) is the source of this 1954-nucleotide messenger RNA. Its product is annotated as ankyrin repeat-containing protein BDA1-like. Gene Ontology annotation, molecular function: protein binding. Lineage: Eukaryota; Viridiplantae; Streptophyta; Magnoliopsida; Ericales; Ebenaceae. Bases 238 to 1671 code for a protein of 477 amino acids. The record is from RefSeq and is a predicted model, not a curated record. The transcript is spliced from 2 exons.
CAAUGUCAGUCAAGUGUGCAGGGAAAAGUCGACCUUCUUCAUCGGUCCCACUGUGCCAACUUCACCCCCAAGUCAUUUGACCUAACCACCACCACCACCACCGCAAUGACUGCUCCUCCGGCGGCUCAUUCUUAUCUAUUUUUCUCUUUCAUUUUCAGAGAUGUACUCAAGAUGAAUCCAGGCUCCAACACGUAGAGAGAGAGAGAGAGAGAGAGACUCAGAAUUUAAAUAGUCUUAAUGGAGGCGAAGCUCUGGGAAGCAGCCAUAAACGGAAGCGUAGAGUCUCUGCUCGAGCUGCUCGAAGAAGACCCGCUUAUUCUGGACAAAACCAUUGUCUCCUGCGUCGCCCAAACGCCCCUCCACGUCGCCGCCAUGCUCGGCCACCUCGCCUUCGUCAGGGAGGUCCUGACUCGGAAGCCCGAGUUGGCCUCCGAGUUGGACUCGGAGGGCUGCUCGCCCCUCCACCUGGCGGCCGCCAAGGGUCACCUGGAGAUCGUGAAAGAGUUGGUUCCGGCGGAUCCGGAGGUGGGUCUGGUGCGGAACUCGGCGGGGUGGACGGUGCUGCACGCGGCGGCGAUCAAGGGGAGGGCGGCGGUGCUGGCUGAGUUGGUCGGAGUCAGGCCCGAGUGGACCCGGGUGUUGACCGACCGCGGCGAGACCGGGUUGCAUCUCUGCGUGAGGAAUAACAGGGUGGAGGGCUUGAAGGUGUUGGUGGAGGAGUUGAUGGACAAAAAGGAUUAUGGGGAAUUGUUAAAUUGGAAAGAUUGCGAUGGCAAUACAAUCUUGCAUAUUGCUGUGGCCAAGAAGCAACUGGAGAUAGUAAAACUUCUGCUUACUACCGGUGCAGUGGAGGUAAACACCUUGAACAGAAACGGAUCAACAGCUUUAGACAUCCUAACACGGAGUCCCCGAGACCUGAGAGACUUGGAAAUUGAAGGUUCUCUUCGACGAGCUGGAGGUUUAGGCGUGAAGGACCUACAUGUAAUCACCUACGAAUUCGAAUUGGAUCCAUCGAUACCUCCUCAGUCCACAAAACGACGCCUGUCCUCCGAACAGAGACCUGCUGCCGUGGAGCAGAAGCAUAAGCAUAGGCAGGGGGGUUGGCUUGGCAGGAAGCGAGGCGUGUUGAUGGUGGUGGCUUCUCUGAUCGCAACCGUGGCCUUCCAAGCCGGGCUAACCCCACCGGGGGGAGUGUGGCAGGACGAUUCCGAUGGGGAGCAGCCUCACACGGUUGGAACAUCAGUAAUGGCCUACAAGGAGCCGUUCUUUUACGGCCAAUUCAUGAUAUUCAACACCGUUGCCUUCCUGGCCUCUCUGAGCAUAAUUCUGCUGCUUGUGAGCGGCCUACCUAUUAAGAAGCGGCGAUGGAUGUGGUUUCAGAUGGUGAUAAUGUGGAUUGCCAUCACUGCGCAGGUGAUCACCUUCUUCCUCUCGCUGCGACAUCUGUGCCCCAAGGAGAGUAACGUCCAGGGCACGCUGCGCGAGGUGCUAGAGAUAUCGGUCUUGACAUGGCUGACGCUCAUGGGCGUUGUCUUCAUUGGAAAUCUCGUUCGGAUGAACUUGUGGAUUCUCAGAAAGUACGGUUACAUUAAAGAGAAGGAGAGACCUGCAGCAGAAAGCCGCCGCGAGGACUACGAAGAAGAAGAUGAAGACGAAGAUGAUGAAAGUUAAGACCGAGUAUCAUCAUGGAUGGGUCGUUUGCUAUUGUUGCUCUCCAUAGUCCAUAUAUAUAUAUAUAUAUAUAUAUUGAUUCUUCUUGCAGGUUUGCCUAUAUCAUUUCAACAAUUUUUUGUGUCUUGUAGAUUUUUCGUUUUUGGAUUCAUAUUCUUCAUCCUGGGUGUGUAAGUGUAAUAUUGAUGAUGAUCUGCAGACCCACCCUGUUGUAAACUGAUCGCUUACGUAAAUGAUGAUCCAUUGUUGAUAAUAUGAAAUGAAAUAACUGUUUUAAAUGUGA